AUGAAAAAAUCGAGGUCACAAGUAAGAAGAUCAACUUGUAGCAUUUCGCAUGUUCUGCAUAAAAUAGAUACUUUAGAGUCAAAAACAAAGCGAGUUUUAUAUGCCUUGGGCUAUAGAAGCAGCGAAAUUUCUAAGACUUUCAGACAAAUGAUAACGGUGUGUAAUUCUGUAUCAAUUGUAUUUCUUCAAUUUGAUUUAUUGCAUGAAGCUCUUUACGUUCUUCAAAAAGCUGUGCAAACUGAUACAUGCAUGUUUUUUGAAGGAGAAUUUGAGGAUAGGACAUGGCAGAGCCGGCCAUUAAUAUAUUGCAACUUGGGAUAUUUACUUUUAAUUCUCCCUUUAAAUUUAUUCUAAACUUAUUUUAUAUAAAAAUUUUGAUGUAUUUUUAAUUAAAUUAAAUUGUUUUAUAUUUAAAAAGAUUAAGAGUUAAAGACUACACAGGAAGUUUGAAAUUUUUAUAUGACGCAGAAAGCCUACUAAUAGAAAUAAAACAAAUGUCAAACGUCGGGCAAGAAGCUAACUUAGGUGAUAUGGCUUUAUCACACGCUGCUAUUACAUUCCUUGUUCUUUGUAGCAUCCAAAGAUAUGAGCAAGCAGAAAAAUAUUUAGAGUCUGCUACCGAGCAGCUAAAUUUAAUCAUUAGAGGUGAUCGACAAAGUAGGAUAAAUCGAUCAGGCUGCUCAAACUUAUAUUGCCUAUUUACAUUAGCUAUUGAAAUUAUCCAGCUUGUUAAUGGUGGAGAUCUCGCUGCUGCUUUAUCAAGAUGCAAAAGUACAUUAAAACAAAUAAAAGAAGAAAAAUCAGCAUCAACAGCUUUAUUAGAAAAAUUUGUAAAAUCUGGAAGCUAUGAUGAAGGGAUCAAUAUUUUAUUAUCAGACGAAUAUAGAAGCAUAAUGUUUAUCACAACAUUUUUCCCUUUUAUCGCCCCAAGAACUCCUGUAAUUAAUUUUUCAGAACUUUCACGAGCACAAGAAAAAGCCAGGGCAAAUCCACUUACAAAAAGAGAAAUGGCAACUAUAAUAAGCGCUACAGCUCGCCACGAAGGACAAGACAAUUAUGCAUUAAUUAUGAAAGAUGCUUUAGCUAAUGCUAAAAAAACAAUAUAA
This is a messenger RNA of Blepharisma stoltei, 1106 nucleotides long. NCBI's taxonomy places the organism in Eukaryota, Ciliophora, Heterotrichea, Heterotrichida, Blepharismidae. The record is from the annotation of a GenBank genome assembly.